Plenodomus lingam JN3 is the source of this 2094-nucleotide messenger RNA. RefSeq lists its product as uncharacterized. Gene Ontology annotation, biological process: sexual reproduction; regulation of DNA-templated transcription. Gene Ontology annotation, cellular component: Tec1p-Ste12p-Dig1p complex; Ste12p-Dig1p-Dig2p complex; nucleus. Lineage: Eukaryota; Fungi; Ascomycota; Dothideomycetes; Pleosporales; Leptosphaeriaceae. Gene Ontology annotation, molecular function: DNA-binding transcription factor activity. The record is from RefSeq and is a predicted model, not a curated record.
AUGUAUCCUUCCGCACAUCAUGCCCAGAUGCCGCCGCCUCAGGCGCGCUCUGUCGCACCCGAGACCUUUCUCUUAGAUCAGGACGCUCAACAAAGCCUCCCGCCAGACAGCAUCGUUGCGCUCCAGCAAGUCGACAAUCUCAAGUACUUUCUCAUCUCCGCGCCAGUCGACUGGCAACCAGAUCAGUACAUUCGCAGAUUUCUACUACCCACGGGCGAAUAUGUCUCCUGCGUGCUAUGGAACAACCUCUUUCACAUCUCCGGAACCGACAUUGUACGCUGCCUUUCCUUCAGAUUCCAGGCCUUUGGCCGGCCUGUGAAGAAUUCCAAAAAGUUUGAAGAGGGCAUCUUCUCAGACCUGCGCAACUUGAAAUCCGGAACAGACGCCUCGCUCGAGGAGCCAAAGAGUGCGUUCCUCGACUUUCUCUACAAGAACAACUGCAUCCGCACACAAAAGAAGCAAAAGGUCUUCUACUGGUACAGCGUACCCCAUGACAGGCUCUUUCUCGAUGCCUUGGAGCGCGAUCUCAAGCGCGAGAAGAUGGGCCAGGAGGCCACCACCAUGGCAGUCAGCGAGCCUGCCCUUUCCUUCGAAUUCGAUUCGUCACAAUCCCUCUUCGAGCAGCUCACAAAGGCCCAACAAACAAACUCCUCGUCCUUCAACAACAAUGUCCAAUCCUUCUCCCAGACGACAUCGCCUGACAUGCGAGGCAUGGACUCGAUGCCUCCGCCGACCAUGGUGUCGGUACCACAGCCCAUGCCGCAGCCCAUCUCUCAACCCAUGCAACACCAGCAACAACAGCACCACCACGAGGACCCAAUGGCCCAAUACCACCAACAAAUGUCCAUGCCACCCAUGCAGAACUCGGUCAUGAAGAGCAGAGAGCGCGAAUUCAGCCAAUCCAUGCAAUACGACCGUAACGGGAUUCCCCUAUCGCAGGUGCACCAGCGACACAGCUCCAUGCCAGCGUACAUGGAGUACUCGCCUGCGCCGUCAUUCGUCUCGUCUCACUACGAAGACUACAGCACGAGGGGCAUGUCUUUUGAGCCCCUGACGCCUCCUCAACACCAAAUUAGCCUUGGUGCGGAGCCUGCGUACAUUGCCAACGAAGACACCGGUCUCUACAGCGCGAUUCCCGAUCUUCCAGUCCCCAACACAUUUAACCCCUUGAUGAAUCUUCCGCCAUCCAAUUUGAUGGCUCCAGGCUACGCCGGUGUUUCCAGACCAUUCGCGCCUGGAAACGUCUACUCGGUCAUCGAAGGCUCGCCAACCUACAAACAACGCAGGCGGCGUUCAUCACUUUCGGCUGGUAUCAGCGCUGCAGUAGCUGCCAGCGGUGCUGCUCACCAGGUCCACCGCCCAAGUGACCUGCGCCGAUCCAUGUCGAACUCGGUUGCGCCUCUCACCGAGGUGGACGAGUCGAACCACAAUUCUCCCAAUAGCGCUAACGGUGCAAGCUACCCUUCGGCCAUGCCGGAAAAGCAGCCCAUGGUCAACCAGUCAAGACAAGGUACCCCUCUCAACACCGUCGAAGAAAGCCCGGAACCAGAGUCGAAUGUCAUACAUCACGAUCUCAACACGCUGGUGAAUGGCGAAUUAUUCGAGACCCCGCUCCAGCAUAGCGCAGUCGCACGCACUGCAGGUGGUCCUGUCUACCGACGCGCUCGCAGUGCCACCAUGAUGGAGAUUGGCCCAUACCCCCAGAAAUCGCACUCAUGCCCAAUCCCCACAUGCGGCCGUCUCUUCAAAAGAUUAGAACAUCUCAAGAGACACGUGCGCACCCACACACAAGAACGGCCAUACGUUUGCCCUCUGUGCAACAAGGCCUUUUCGCGCUCAGACAAUCUCGCCCAACAUCGUCGCACACAUGAAACCCGCCCUGACGGCGAGCCGCUCAGCGACUAUCAGGAAGACGAUCUCGAGGGUGAGGAGGACAAUCUCCACUCACUCGAAGAGGAUUCGCCCGAGUCUGGCAACGACUACCUGUCCGGACUAUCUCACGUCCCCCAGUCCAUCAAUGACAUUCCUGGCCCUGGCCUUGGUAUGACCAUGGCGCCGCCACCACAGCAACUCAUGGCGGGUAGUCACUACUAA